Bombus huntii is the source of this 2346-nucleotide messenger RNA. RefSeq names its product katanin p60 ATPase-containing subunit A-like 2. Gene Ontology annotation, molecular function: ATP binding; ATP hydrolysis activity. NCBI's taxonomy places the organism in Eukaryota, Metazoa, Arthropoda, Insecta, Hymenoptera, Apidae. The transcript is spliced from 7 exons. The record is from RefSeq and is a predicted model, not a curated record. Bases 1 to 951 code for a protein of 316 amino acids.
AUGGUGUCAGUGACCAAUCGAAAUAGAAAUCAGUGGACACCAUGGAAAGAGAAGGCGAAACCAAAUUUGAAAAUUCGACAUCGCUUUAUUCAGAUAAUCCGGAAUUACGAGGCUGAGGACAUCUCAUGCGAGAUCAUAGUAAACAAAUUAAAUGUACAUUGGGAUGACGUUAUAGGCAUAGAGGAAUGUAAAACCGCUGUUAAGGAGGCCGUUGUGUAUCCCCUUAAGUAUCCUAUCUUUUUUGAUGGCCCGUUUUCCCCCUGGAAAGGUAUUUUGCUGUACGGCCCACCUGGUACAGGGAAAACGAAGUUAGCGAAGGCAGUCGCGACAGAAUGCCAUUGCACCUUUUUUAACAUAACUGCCAGCUCAUUGGUCAGCAAAUGGAGAGGCGAUUCCGAGAAGUAUAUACGUGUUUUAUUUGAACUUGCCUAUAGUCAUUCGCCUACAAUUAUUUUUAUCGACGAGAUUGACUGGAUCGCCACAAAUAAAGGAGACUGUAUAUUGUCUGAACCUGCAAAGAGGUUCAGAUCAGAACUUCUUUCUAGAUUGGAUGGAUUAGUGUCUAAUGAGAAUUCUAAUGUAGUUCUUCUGGCUACAACUAAUUCCCCUUGGGGCAUUGAUGCAGCUUUACUCAGGCGUCUCGAAAAGCAAAUAUACGUAUCAUUACCCAAUGAAGUUGCUCGACUUGGUAUAUUCAAAUUAUACCUUAGCAACCACUUAUUAGAAAAUACAGAUAUUGUAAACCACAUAGUAAAAUGUACUGAAAGAUAUUCUUGUGCAGAUAUAAAAUUGCUUUGUAAGCAAGCGUGGCUACUAGAAAUAAGCCCGAUAUGGAGGAGACUUGAAAAGAAAGAAACACCUGUUACCACUUUGAAAUAUGAAUUAAAAAGUUAUGAAAUAUUAGCAAAAUUGUUAAAAAAAAAUGUCACCUACAGUUAUGCAAAUAGAUAAAUAUGAUACGUGGAACAAAUAAAUACGCAAUCGUAAGGACAGAUAUUGAAAAAUAUAAAUAAAUGGAUUAUCGUUCGAGAAAUCAUUCGUAUGUGUGUGCAUGUGUGUGCGCGCACGCGCUAUAGGCUAAGUUUAAAAUGUUCGGUUGUAUUAUAUCCUUGUAUUAUAUAUGUCGGAGAUGAAAGGAAAACCGGAGCCUUCCCUUUGCAAUUUUGAGGAAGCCUUCUAAUGCUUUAGCCUAGAUUUUAUCAUAACUGUAAUUAAGCAAUUGUCAUUUGUAAUUGUUUGAUAUUUGUGAAAGCGAAAGUGGGUUCGAGGUGACAACUGGUCGCCGAACGUAGCCACGGUCACGGGAUAAACGUUUUGCCUGACGAAGGUGUGGAUCGGUUGUAUUGUUCUCCCUAGAAAUCACAUAGAAUUGUACUUUGGAGAUGUCGAUAUAAUGGGACACACGUUGUAUUAGGAAUCAAUCUCAAGACAGAAACUGCCUAGUAACGGCGUUUGAAUCUUUCUCGAUGUUUCCAAAGAGUAUACAACAAACUUUUGACAGAAAUUGCCUAGCAACAACGAUUGGAACCUUCUCGAUGUUUCCAGCGAGCAUAUAACAAACAAAUGCAGUCGUAUAGCGAAAAAGAUUUUCAUCAGAUAUUCAUUCGUGUGAUCGCCUUGGAAAGUGAUACAUCGAGCAAUUUACCGAGUGUCUUAGCAAUCGUAUUUUUUUGUGUUUAAAAUUAUUCUACGCAUAGUAAAAAGUUAUCCCGUUGACCGUGGAUUCGUUUGAACCCAGGAACAUUGUUAAUAGCGUUAAUUAAAUUCAUUAUUCGUUAAAUUUAUUAUUCGUAAAACAUGUUAUUCGUUACUCUUAUUAUUCGUUAAACUUAUUAUUCUUUAAUCUAAUCAUUAGUUAAACUUAUCAUUUGUUAAUCUUAUCAUUCAUUAAACUCAAUAUUCAUAAUAUUUUGCAAAAUCUUGUAUAUUCGCGUAAAUAUAAUCUCUGUUUCGUAAAACAAUGGCUAAUUAUUCGUUCCUCUUAUUGUUCGUUAAACUUAUUAAUCUUUAAUCUAAUUAUUAGUUAAACUUAUCGUUUGUUAAUCUUAUUAUUUAUUAAACUCAUUAUUCAUAAUAUUUUGUAAAAUCUUGUUUAUUCGCGUAAAUAUAUUCUCUGUUUCGUAAAACAAUGGCUAAUUCAAACGAAGGAUUACGCGCCUUAAAUCCUAAUGAUAACCCGACAUAUAUAUGUGAGUGUAUUUUAUCAAAAAUAUAUUUUUUAUGUUUUCUUAUCUUAGUAAUUAUUUUUAAAAAAGUCUUAAAGUCUUAUAUGAAAAUAAAGCUGUUCUUUAUUUCAAAUAAUUGAAGUAAAUAAAUACAAUGAGUUUUAUAUUUUAUUAUAUCUUA